This is a messenger RNA of Varroa destructor (honeybee mite), 5071 nucleotides long. RefSeq names its product disintegrin and metalloproteinase domain-containing protein 10-like. Gene Ontology annotation, cellular component: plasma membrane. Gene Ontology annotation, biological process: membrane protein ectodomain proteolysis; Notch signaling pathway. NCBI's taxonomy places the organism in Eukaryota, Metazoa, Arthropoda, Arachnida, Mesostigmata, Varroidae. The record is from RefSeq and is a predicted model, not a curated record. Gene Ontology annotation, molecular function: metalloendopeptidase activity.
CUACUAUUGAAAGAGUGCCAGCAAAGGCACUUAAUUGGAUGAAUAAGCUGAACGAAAAAACAUACGACACGUUGGAUCAUUUGAAAUACUUCAUAGCUGUUUGGAUGACUAGAGCUGAAUGUCGUGACUUUACCACAUUGAAAACAGAAGACGAUUCUCUAGCUUGCACCGCUGUAGAACUAAUAAAUUUUAUUACUGAAAAUUUGCAAACUAUCUAAAACUUCAAUAGCGUCCAUACAGUACGAACGUGUUGAAUCUUGGAGGCGCAGGUUACCGAUGAAUGGAUAGGACGACAGAUAGAAUAUGCGAACAAAAAGUGUCAACUCUGACAAAGAUGUACACAGUUUUUCUGUUCAUCUUCUGCAGUUGACGGAAUGUGUUCACGAAAUAACAAACAGGACAAAGAGAACAAUGACUUUAUGAGUUCGUGUCGAGUACCGGAAGUUUAGCGGGGGGUGAGGAACAAGGUGGAAGUUGAGGGGGUCAGAACUGGAAGGUUGCGCAGCCACCGCCUUUAAGCGGCGAUUUACGAGAAGGCACUGGGAUACGCUGUGUUGUUCGGAAAUGGGAAAGCCUAGGGUCAUGGCAUUGAGGGAGGGAAACGGCGGGAGCGAGAGGGCUAAAGAUGGCUGCCGUGUAGACUCCCAACGGCCAGCUGAUCCAUCCGUCUGGCUACAGAAAAGAGCACAGUGUAGAGACUGGCCGGCCGCAUAGUGCAAAAAGAUGCGUAGACACAUAGAGAUUCAUAGAGGCAGAUAGAGGGAAAGAGAGGGAGACACUACUUUGCUGUGGUUAUGGAAUUGCUGCCUGGCAUUUGCUUGGCUCUGCUGUUGUGGUCUUAAGAGACAGACAGCAGCAACCGAUUCUUGUAAUUGUUGUACUAGUAGUAAUAGUAAACAGCAACAAUCGGCUGGUCGGCGCAGAUACCCGAUGGCGAACUUCAUAGGGAAACCUGCCGACGAACCGUCGUUGGACCUGACGCCGCCGUUACAGCUGCGGUCGCCAUCGUUCUGUAACGAUUCGAGUUUGUUGUCUUCUCAGAGCGUUAUGUUAAGUGGCAAGAUGCGGAGGUAGAAUCUUGGGCCUGCAGCCGUCGGGGCCGAGGCCGCAAAACGGGCCCAGAAUAGGGUCGAGGGAUCCGAGAUGUCGCAGGACUCCUCUCGGAGUCUGCGACCCGUCCGUUGGAAUAACAGCCCCUUCAGGUGUAAGUGGUGUGUAUUAACCACAUUAUUAUCCGCUCUAGUGUGUUUGACGAAUGCGAACCCUAGUAGUGCGCCCAGACAACAGACAGUUUCACCGUCGGGGGCUCUAUCCGAGUUGGUGGACUACUACGAACCAUUGUACUUCGAUGCCAGCCCGAUGCGGUUGCACGCGCGACGGAAAAGGGCCCUCGAUGAACGCUGGCAGGACCGGCCACCCAUUGAACUCUCGUUUAAGGCUCAUAAAAGGAAAUUCAAAUUGCGUCUCGACUUAGCACCAGAUGAGGUCUUUGCACGAGAUGUGGAGGUUAUUGAAGAUGGACGCCGGGUUUGGUACGACACGGCAAGCGUUGUCCGUGGCGUCCUGCAGGGUCGUGCUGAUUCGGAGGUACAGGGUGUUAUUACGACAGAAGGCCUAUUUGAUGGAGUUAUCAGGGAUGGGGGGGAAGAAUUCUUCAUUGAACCUGCUCAUCGGUACUUCGCCGAUGGAGCCAUUCAUCUGUACAGGGAUCACUCACGAGACCUUGAAACAGCAAGCGAAAAACAAGUGGCUGAGGACACGGGAAGUGAUUUUCAAUCAAAAAAAAAACAAUAUAAAAACAAAUAUAACGCCACUUUCAGCGGGACCACGACCUCCAGCGGUGACCCCAUCUUUCACAGUGUGAUAUAUAAGGGUUCAGAUGUCCGAUUUCCUCAGAAUUCGUCGUGUGGUUCAAUCACAUUGGACGGUGAAAUUAAAAGGCACCCACUUAUUAAGCUCCUGCCGCCGUCGUCAGCACGCCAAACGAGCUAUCUUAAUAGGAGGCGGAAAGAUCCUUCCGGUUUUCACGAAAACGAUAGUGAGAUGCAAAUCGUUGAAACGGUCGAGCAGGAGGACGACAUGCUACGCUAUCGACAGGUAUCGUUAGAUUCUACGGGAACCCACGGUUCGUCGUUAUCUGGUUAUGGAAUCCGAUCAGUUCAGCGGACGAUGUGGGUGUCCACAGAGCGGGGAUCGGGUGGUAAGAGUGGGGUUGUAGUGGACCCCCGAAAGACUACUUGCAUGCUUUACCUACAAGCGGAUCAUCUGUUCUUUGAGCGGAUGGGCACGCGUGAGGCUUGCAUUGAAGCCAUGACCCGUCACGUGCAUAAAGUCAAUUCCAUCUACAAAGGGACAGACUUCGAUCAGGAUGGUCGAGCAGAUAACAUAUCAUUUUUAAUCAAGCGGGUAAAAGUGCACACGAAAGCUAGCCUUCAUAGCGCAGACUAUCGUUAUCCGGAUAACUACGGCGUUGAAAAGUUCCUCGAGCUAUUCUCUGAAGAGGACUACGACGCGUUUUGUCUAGCAUAUAUGUUCACAUAUCGAGAUUUCGAAGGCGGUACACUCGGCCUGGCUUGGACCGGUGACCUAAAAAAUGCCGGUGGAGUGUGUGAAAAGAACGGGCAUUAUCGGGGAUCAUUGAAAAGUUUGAACACGGGCAUUGUUACUCUGCUUAAUUAUGGCAAGCACGUUCCACCGAUUGUGUCUCACGUCACAUUGGCACACGAAAUAGGACAUUCUUUUGGAUCACCGCACGAUCCGAAAGACGACGCGAUCUGUACGCCUGGAGGUGAGGCGGGCAAUUAUAUCAUGUUCGCCCAUGCAACGUCAGGUGACAAAGCCCAUAACAACAGAUUUUCACCCUGCAGUUUACGAGCAAUCAACGCCGUGCUUAAUGCCAAAGCUCGCAAUCUUAAAGGAUGCUUUUCCGAGCCCCAGUGGGCGAUCUGUGGCAAUGGCGUAGUUGAAGAAGAUGAAGAGUGUGACUGCGGUUGGGAAGACGAGUGCCGUGAGUCGUGUUGCGUCCCCAUGGGGGAAGGCGCAGCUAUAGGAGCGCGCGCAAGAACGGUAAGGGAGCAAUCGGGGAGUGACCUCUUGGACCUACAACCACCUUGUACCUUGCGAAAAGGAGUUGUCUGCAGCCCGAGCCAGGGCCCAUGCUGUACGGCGGAGUGUAACCUGAAAGUUGGAGAUAAGUGUCGCGACGACAAUGGGUGCCGAAGCUCUGCCUACUGCGACGGCGGAGGUCCUAAAUGUCCGCCGUCUGUGAGCAAGCCAAAUAAGACUAUCUGCAAUGAUGAAUUCGUUUGCUAUAUGGGGGAGUGCACUGGUUCUAUCUGUACGGCGUAUGGUCUGGAGUCGUGCCAAUGCGGUCGAGAACCGUCAGAUCCGCCUACAAAGGCCUGCGAGUUAUGCUGUCGAAUGCCAGGUGAAGGCCAUGCGUGUAAGUCGUCAUUUGAGUGGAAUACCCCACCGUACGAUGUGCCGGACCUGUUUGCCAAACCGGGAACACCCUGUGACCACUAUAACGGGUACUGCGACGUCUUCCAGAGGUGCCGCGAGAUUGACCCGUCAGGCCCAUUGGCUACCCUUCGUAAACUGCUGUUAUCUACAAGGACGAUUUCAUCAUUGGCCCAGCUUCUAUCGCACUACGCUCCGCUAGUGGUUGCGUCCGCGCUGGCUAUGUUCGUACUAUUUGUCCUCGCUUUAAAAUUACUUUGUUCACUGCCGCCAGGCGCGGCCUCAACUGCAGGAAGCUUGUAUUACAAACAGGCCGUCACUGCGAAUGGGACAAAUAACACUGAACAGGUAUCUUCGCAGCGCUCAAUUUGUGUUUCGGGAACGUUGACGGGCACGAAUCAGCCUCGUCCCGUGCUACGGAAUUCUCGUUCCGGUUCUUUAGUCCCUCGUAUUGUGACGAGCGAAACAAAAACUGGAAAAGACAUUGCGUCGACUAGAGGUCCCUUGAGCCCACGGCCUGCAUGUGUGGUCUCUUCACUUCCAUCGACUGGAACUGGCGGACCCGUUAUAGCCCAGGUGGCCGGACUUUCAGGAACUGAAAACUUCAAUAAGACAUCAGGCUCCAUGGGACCUUCUGGGCAAUCCGACCACGCGUCAUAUACGACCGACUCCACAAAACCCACAGCUCAAGGGACUCUUACGCCGACGACAAACCGUUCCAUAACAUGCGCCCUUCGGUCGAAGCUGUCGUCUCUGUAUGGUAGUACGCAACGUCGAUGGGUCUGAGAAAGAUAGAAGUGACGAGGUUAACUGCAAGUUUAAGUUAGCUGCGUAUAUGAAUGUGAAACAGCGUCGUUCGUGCAGAAAACUAUCAAAACGUAUUAUCUGUCCUCUACUGUUUAUCUGUCACGCAAUUUAGAUCACGUGAGAUGUUCUGACGCUGAUCAUGGUGAUGGUAUAUCGUAUAAUACAUUUGUAAACAGACAAAGUAGAUAGAGAAAUUGCCUAAGUGACUGAUAGAUGUUUGAUUGUUUGUUGAUAAUGAUAAGAUAAUAAUAACAAUAACAAAACAUAUAAUGAAAACGUUAGCAUUUUACAGAAAGGCACCACAACUUAACAGGGCUUGUCCACGGGAACAUAUUAUUAAGGGUCAUCGCUUAUAUAUAUAUAUACAUCUAUGGGACGUUUCCGUGUAAAACUACUUGAGACUUUAUCGGCUAAAGCUAAAAAAUAAUUUUUUUCGGUGAAGCAGGCUUCAAGCGCACUUUUAGGCUGAGUUUAGUAGAUCUUAGCGUCGUGGUUUCUGCAGUAGCAGCAUAAGUCAAGACAAAUCCAAACCAUUGCGCACAGAAAACCGUACGUUUGUUUACAUCUGCUGUGUUCUUAAUCAGAUCUUAGAAUGCACAUGUCUGCAUGCAAAUUUUGUUAAAGGUAAAAAAAGAGAUUUUAAUAUUCAUGCACGAAAAGCCCUACUCUUCGCCAUGUUUAUUCGCUUUUAGCUUCACGAGACUGAUGUUGCAAAUUUUCCGGAUAUAUUUUGCCAAUUCAUCGAGGGUAUAAAAGGACUUUAGAGAAUGGAGCUCAAAUCGACAAAGUUAGCAGGGAAGCAUUA